Effrenium voratum is the source of this 1323-nucleotide messenger RNA. Lineage: Eukaryota; Dinophyceae; Suessiales; Symbiodiniaceae. The record is from the annotation of a GenBank genome assembly.
AUGGCCGCGAAGAAGUCCAGUGCCGAAGCCAAGCCGGAGGAGGGCUGGGAGACCGUCGCGUCCAAAGAUGCUCGGAGCCGAGAUGACGCGCCUGCGCAGUUCAUGGCCCUUUUGUGGCUGCUGCUGUUCUGGCAAUGCCACGGGUGGCAAACUCCCGCGGAGGUAGCGCAGCUUUGGGACCCCCAGACCCUCGCCUCCUUCUCCACCGCGCAGCUCUCGGCCUUCGGCAGCCUGGCGCGUGGCGAAUGUCCCCUUCUGAGCCGCGCCGUGCGGUGCACGGCGACGCGACGGAAAUCUGCCCCCGCUCCAAAGGAGCCGAGCGGGGAGAAAGCGAGUCGCGUGCCUUGGAAGCGCCUGGCCUACGCAUACCUGAAAGAGGAGGCGAGCCUUGCCUCGCGGCAAGCGCGGAGCAUGGUGCGCCACGUGUGGCGGAACUACGAGCGCUUGGGCUUCGGCAAGGACGAGCUGAAGCCGGUGAGCGGCCGGGCGGUGGAUAGCUGGGGCGGCGUGGGGCAAAUGUUGGUGGACUCCCUGGACACCUUGUGGCUCACCGGCCUCAGGGAGGAGUUCCACAGGGCAGCAGACUGGGUGGAAGAAAGCCUCGACUUCAACAAGGACCUGAACGUGAACUACUUUGAGACCUCCAUCCGCCACCUCGGGGGCCUUUUGUCGGCCUACGUGUUUUCUCAGCGGAGCGGGCUGCUGCGCAAGGCCGCGGACCUCGCGACGCGCUUGGCCCAUGCCUUCCCUUCCGACGGGCCCAAGGCGCCGGAGCGACCUUCCGCCUCGCCACCUUCCGCCUCGCAGUUUCGGCGGUGGCUGAACAGUGCCAAGCACUUCCUGCAACAAGUCUUUGCCGAGGAGGAGCCGCUCUCGGAGCUUGGGACCUACGAUGCGGAGGUGGAGACGGAGGUGGAAGAUCUUUCGCAGCAGCUGGCGGAGAAGGAGAAGACCAAGGAGGUGACCCUGCCCUUGUCCGAUGUGAACCUGCAGUCUGGACAGGCUACUGACCUGGCGGGCUUCUUGUCCUUGGCGGACGAAAUCUACGUUCCCGUCGAAUGGAAGAUGCUAGCAUUGCUGACUUCCAACUGCGAGCACGCGCGGCAACAAGAUCAGGUGCUGCAGGUAUUGAACGCCUCCGCGAAUUUGGAGAGAGGUCUGGUGGCCAUUUUGCUCCAGAAGAACGGGGACGUGUAUGCAGUGCCGGACAAUCGCAUCUCGCUGGGCAGCCGAGGGGAUUCCUUCUACGAAUACCUCCUGAAGGACAACCUUUUCCUGGGAGCGCACGCAAAUCCGCUGGCGCAGAGCCUGUGGGUCGCUUGA